AUCGCCACUAGCUGGCGAUCGGUUGUUUCUCGAGCUCCCGUGUCAUCUGUUGCAACAUGUUGAGGAUCUUUUUGUGCGGAUUUGUUUUACAAUUCGCCCUGCUAAUCAAUGCCACUGGCCUCUAUACCGUGGUGGGGCCUGGCACCAUCCGAUCUAACUCCACGUAUAAUGUAGUCGUUUCGGUCCACAAGGCAGAUGGACCGAGCCAGAUAAAGGUCAGUCUAAAUGGACCCUCGUACAAUGAGACCAAGCAAAUCGAACUGCCGCCAAUGUCCACCGAGAAUGUGGAGUUCGAGGUGCCGAAAUUGGCCACCGGGGACUAUAAUCUCACUGCUGAGGGAAUUUCCGGUGUGAUAUUCCAGAAUUCUACCAAACUGAACUAUGCCGAUGAGAAACCCUCGACAUUUAUUCAAACUGAUAAGGCCACCUACAAGCCCGCUGAUCUCGUUCAGUUCCGUAUUCUCUUUCUGGAUGAGAACACUCGCCCCGCUAAAAUUGAUAAGCCUAUAUCGGUCGUUAUUACCGACGGAGCCCAGAAUCGGAUUAAACAGAUUUCGGAUGUCAAGUUAACCAAAGGCGUUUACUCUGGGGAACUCCAGUUGUCCGAGCAACCUGUCCUGGGCACCUGGAAGAUCUCAGUCAGUGUGGAUGGUGAUAGCAGGGAGACCAAGUCUUUCGAUGUGGACAAAUAUGUCCUACCCAAAUUCGAGGUCAUCGUGGACACAGCCAAGGAUGUGGUCCAGGCAGACAAUGUGAUCAAGGCCACAAUUCGGGCCAAGUACACAUACGGAAAACCAGUAAAAGGCAAGGCCACAGUAUCAAUGGAACAGAGCUAUGGAUACUUUCUUGAUGCUGACGGAAACAGGAAACAGGAGAAGACUGUCGACAUCGAUGGCAAGGGUCAUGUUGAGUUUGAUCUACGAGGCUUCGUUCAAGGCCGCUUCUCACCACCAAUGAAACUGUUUGCCAUCGUCACCGAGGAAUUGACUGGCAACAAGCAGAAUGCCUCCGCUACAGUCCGUCUUCAUCAGCAGCGGUAUACGAUAGAAAAUUUAGAAAAACCGGACCAUUUCCAUAGCAACAAGUCGUUCAUCUAUCAGGUUGUUGUCAAGAACGUUGACGGGUCUCCAGUCACGGGCUCCGCAAAGAAGGUCAAAUUAUCAUUUGAUAAUAGGCAUUACUACUAUUUAGAGCAUACAUCUGCAUCUGGAAUAGAUUUUGAAGCACCUGUGAACGAGAACGGCAUUGCAACCAUAAAUGUUAAGCUGCCAGAAAAUGACUCCAGUUUCUAUCGGGUAGUUGCUACCUUUGACGGAUCACAGAGCGCACUGGGAACUAUUUCAAAGUUCGUGGCAUCCACUGACAAUGGCGAGCCUCUAAAGAUUGAGGUGAACACAAAAACGCCAAGAUUGGGAGAGCGAGUUUCUUUCGAUGUCAAAUCGAUAGAAGAUAUUCCUUACUUUGUAUACACGAUUGUGGCCAGAGGAAAUAUUCUGCUGAGUGAAUACGUGGAUGUGCCAGAUGGUCUUAAGACUUACACGGUUAAGUUUACUCCCACAUUUAGCAUGGUGCCCAAGGCAACUAUCUAUAUUCAUUAUGUCUUGAACAACGACUUACAUUUUGAAGAGAAAUCCAUAGAAUUCGAGAAAGAGUUUAGUAAUUCGAUAGUUAUCUCGGCUCCAGUGGAUGCCAAGCCCAGUGAAGAGGUGAAGUUACGGGUUAAGACUGAUGCCGACUCUUUUGUUGGUCUUCUGGGAGUGCACCAGAGUGUCCUUCUGCUCAAGUCGGGAAAUGAUCUAAAUCGGGAUGACAUCUUCAAUAGCCUCAACAAGUACCAGACAUCGACGCCCUGGCAGCGUGGCUAUGGACGUUAUCCUGGACAGACCUCCGGUUUGGUUACUCUAACGAAUGCCAACUAUCCCUACAGCACUGGCGUGGGCAGAAAUCUCUUGGGAGCUGUUCCGAUAAUGAUGGUCAGUGCGGGAAGACGGGGUUCAACUAAACUGCGAAAAACUACUAAGCAACCUAUUGACCUAACAACCCAACCAUCUUCAGUUGCGGAAAAAAUUGAAAAUAUUGGCGUGCGCUCAACGUUUUUAGAGACUUGGAUAUACGAGUUAAAAGAUUUUCCCACAGAUGUGGAUGGUGAGGGUUUUACCUUGAGCAAGAAGAUCCCGGAUACGAUUACCUCGUGGGUCGUUACAGGCUUCUCCCUCAACCCCACGACCGGAAUUGCUUUGACCAAGAACCCAAGCAAGAUUCGAGUGUUCCAGCCAUUCUUUGUGUCCACCAAUCUGCCGUACUCCGUUAAGAGGGGCGAAGUAAUUUCAAUUCCUGUGGUGAUCUUUAACUACCUGGAUAAGGCUCUCGAUACAGAUGUCGUGAUGGACAACUCCGACCAGGAGUAUGAGUUUACCGAGGCCACAAAUGAAGUGCUGGAGAAGGCUAUUGAUGAAGUGCGACGGGUCAAAAGAGUCACGAUACCGGCCAACAGUGGCAAGAGUGUUUCGUUUAUGAUCCGCCCAAAGAACGUAGGAUCCACAACUCUAAAAAUCACGGCCACAUCUGCUUUGGCCGGUGACACUAUCCACCAGAAACUGAAAGUGGAGCCGGAGGGCGUAACCCAAUUUGAAAACCGGGCAGUCUUCAUCAACCUGAAGGAUCAGCUGGAGAUGACGCAGUCUCUGGAGGCCGAGAUUCCCAGCGAAGUCGUGCCCCAGUCCGAAUUCAUAGAGUUUUCCGUGGUGGGCGAUCUCCUGGGACCCACGCUCCAGAAUCUGGACAAUCUGGUGCGCAUGCCCUACGGUUGCGGAGAGCAAAAUAUGGUUAAUUUUGUGCCCAACAUCCUGGUGCUUAAGUAUUUGGAAGUCACUGGACGUAAACUGCCGGCUGUGGAGUCUAAGGCCAAGAAGUUCCUGGAGAUCGGCUAUCAGAGAGAACUGACUUACAAACACGAUGACGGUUCCUACAGUGCCUUUGGAAAGUCUGAUUCUUCGGGCAGCACCUGGCUCACCGCCUACGUGAUGCGCUCCUUCCAUCAAGCAGGAACCUAUACAGAUGUCGAUCCCAAGGUCGUGUCUGCGGGUCUCGACUUCCUGGUAUCGAAGCAGAAGGAAAGCGGCGAGUUCCCAGAGGUCGGAAAACUCUUCGACAAUGCCAACCAUAAUGCGCUGGGGCUCACUUCGUUCGUCCUGCUGGCCUUCUUCGAGAAUCACGAACUCAUUCCAAAGUACCAGAGUGCGAUUCAGAAGGCAGUUAGCUAUGUGGCCGAGGAGGUGGACAAGACGGACGACCAGUAUUCGCUGGCCAUUGCCGCCGUGGCCCUUCAGCUGGCCAAGCACCCGCAGGCGGAGAAGGUUCUCGGCAAGUUGGAGAGCCUGGCCCGAAACGAAAACGACAGGAAGUGGUGGUCCAAGGCUCCGGAGUCCACCGGUGGGGAGGGUCAAUUCUUCCACUGGAAGCCACGCAGCAACGACGUGGAGAUCACCUCCUACGUGCUGCUCGCUCUCCUCGAAAGGGAUCCGGCAGAGCAGGCCCUGCCCAUCGUCAAAUGGCUGAUCUCGCAGCGCAACAGCAACGGGGGAUUCUCCUCCACCCAGGACACGGUGGUUGGUCUCCAGGCUCUCACGAAGUUCGCCUACAAGACGGGCUCUGGCUCUGGCACCAUGGAUAUUGAGUUCUCUCCGGCGGGAGGAUCCAAGGAUACGAUAAAGGUCAACCCUGAGAACUCCCUGGUGCUGCAGACCCACGUGCUGCCCAAGGACACUCGCAAGGUGGACUUCACAGCCAAGGGCACUGGAUCCGCGAUGGUUCAGCUCUCCUAUCGCUACAACCUGGCUGAGAAGGAGAAGAAGCCCAGCUUCAAGGUCACUCCCACGGUCAAGGACUCGCCCAACCAGCUUCUGGUGGUGGACAUCUGUGCGGAGUACGUGCCGUUGGAGGAGGCCGACAAGCACAAGGACUCCAACAUGGCUGUUAUGGAGAUCGCCCUGCCCUCCGGAUUUGUGGGAGACACCGAAAGCUUGGCCAAAAUCGAGGCCGUGGAUCGGGUGAAGCGCGUGGAGACCAAGAACUCAGACUCCACGGUCAUCGUCUACUUCGACAGCUUGACCCCCGGGGAUGUGCGGUGUCUGCCGGUGGAGGCCUCCAAGGCCCAUGCGGUGGCCAAGCAGAAGCCCGCCUCCGUGUCCCUCUACGACUACUACGACACGGAUCGCAAGGCCACCGAGUACUACCAGGUGCAGUCCUCCCUUUGCGACAUUUGCGAGGGCGCCGACUGCGGGGAUGGCUGCAAGAAGGCUUAAGCCUUCCAUUUUACUUUGUCCAAAUGAAAAAGUAUCAAAUUAAUCAAAUUAAAGUCCAUUGAAUCAAUA
Drosophila rhopaloa is the source of this 4373-nucleotide messenger RNA. Its product is annotated as CD109 antigen-like. The coding region runs from base 57 to 4304 and encodes 1415 amino acids. The transcript is spliced from 9 exons. Gene Ontology annotation, cellular component: extracellular region. The record is from RefSeq and is a predicted model, not a curated record. Lineage: Eukaryota; Metazoa; Arthropoda; Insecta; Diptera; Drosophilidae. Gene Ontology annotation, molecular function: endopeptidase inhibitor activity.